AUGGAGCUGACCCUCUCGAAGGAACUUAAUCUCUCAUCGCUCGGCCUGCGACGGCUUGUGUGCCCGACCAAGGUCGCCUCGCAGCUAGUCUCGCUCAUCUACCUCAACAUCGCCAACAACGAGCUGGAGGUGCUCGAUCUCCCGCUGCCUCGUGUGCGAGUCUUGGAUGUCUCGUGCAACCGCUUGGCCAAUGUCGAGUUUGUCCACACCAUGCCGCACAUCGAGGUCCUCCGCAUCGAGGCCAACCCGCUCCCAGCUCACGCCGGCUACCUGGCUGUCCUUCAUCUUGGCGAGCUCAAGGUGAUCAACGGGGUGAUGCUGACGUCGGCCAUGUUUACGCUCGCCUGGAGUAUUCGCAACGCCGUCUUUGACGUUAUCGAGUCGCUCUGGGCCCGCGACGUUAUCAAGGCACUCAAGCGCGACAACUUUGACGAUGUGCGAACGGCCUUUAUUCGCGUUGUCGUCACAAGCCUCACAGAUAUGUACUCGGAUCCGCCGGCACUGCGUGACUUUGCCGUUUUCCUUGCCGUCGAGCAACUGACCAAGCGCCUUUUGCAGUACCAUGAAGGUUUGUAUCCUGGCGCUAAGAACGACCGCAAGCGGCGCCGGUCCCGCAAGCGAGCGGCAACGGCGGCGCCAAGCAAGCGCCUGCGUCCGCUCGCGUCCCGGAUUAUGGCCCAUGGCCAGGCUUCUGGUGUUCCACCAGCCUCGAUCAAGCACGCACUCGCGUACCAGACGGAUGUGGCUCCCGGCACUGAGCCGUGGCCCUACCCGUACCUCCCGUCGUUUGCCGACGUUGCCAAGGUGGAGGCCUCCCGCGACAAGUGGGUCCACACUGACAACUCGCAAAUCACCCGCUCGCUCCACACCUACAAUAACUCCUCCGGCUUUGCCUUUCACGAGCCGGUGGCGCUCAUCCGGGCGCUCAGCUCGUGGAACGGCGGCUCGACCGCAACUUCGAGCUCACCUUACUUUCCAGUCGUCGCUGCGCGGAAGAGCGCCGACGCCAAACACAUGGCCCGCAUCCUCGCUGCCGACUCGCGGUUGGACCUUGUCUCGGGCAUGUUCCGCUUCGACGGCCGUGUCGUAGUCCAGCGGCUGGUCUCGCAGUCGCUUGAGGACGCGACCCAAGUCCUUAUCCGCUGGCAUCCAUCCGGCUGGAUCCCGGACGAGUGGCAUGACGCGGCCGAUUACUCGCUCGUUACCUACCGUCAUGUUUCAACGCUGCCGCAUGAUAUGGUGCUGCAGACCCUGAGCAAGCUUGUGUAAACCAUCUUUCU
This is a messenger RNA of Thecamonas trahens ATCC 50062, 1280 nucleotides long. RefSeq lists its product as uncharacterized. The record is from RefSeq and is a predicted model, not a curated record. The transcript is spliced from 2 exons. Gene Ontology annotation, cellular component: nuclear origin of replication recognition complex. The coding region runs from base 1 to 1269 and encodes 422 amino acids. NCBI's taxonomy places the organism in Eukaryota, Apusomonadida, Apusomonadidae. Gene Ontology annotation, molecular function: chromatin binding. Gene Ontology annotation, biological process: establishment of protein localization to chromatin; chromatin organization.